CUCGCUGUCAGUCUGGGCCGCGCGACCCCCGCUCUGCCUCGCUGCCGGCUUCUCGAGCCCGGCGCCCCACUGGAGAUUUUCACGCCUAGCUUUUACCGUGUCCUGAGACCCCGCUCCUCUCCCCUCACCCCACCUACAGCUGCAAGUGACUGCAGGCCCGAGCCCGGGAGAGGACCCGCUUGCCAGGGUCGGGCCCGCCUGGCCCGGAGAGGUUUAGCCCGACGCGCCGGCCUCACCUCACACUCCUGCCCGCCCCCCGGGGGUCCCGCCGCCCGGCCAUGGCCCAGAAGCCCAAGGUAGACCCCCACGUCGGGCGGCUGGGCUACCUGCAGGCGCUGGUCACGGAAUUCCAGGAGACUGAGAGCCAAGACGCCAAGGAGCAAGUCCUGGCCAACCUAGCCAACUUCGCCUAUGACCCCAGCAACUACCAGUAUCUCAGGCAGCUGCAGGUCCUGGAUUUAUUCCUCGAUUCGCUGUCGGAGGAGAAUGAGACCCUCGUGGAGUUUGCUAUUGGAGGCCUCUGCAACCUGUGCCCAGACAGGGCCAACAAGGAGUACAUCCUGCAGACGGGGGGCGUCCCUCUCAUCAUCAACUGCCUGUCCAGUCCCAACGAGGAGACCGUGCUGUCGGCAGUCACCACCAUCAUGUACCUGAGCUCGCCUGGCCCCAGCUCCCACCCCGAGCUGACCGCCACGCCUGUGGUCCAGUGCAUGCUGCGCUUCUCUCUGUCGGCCAACAGCAGGCUCCGGAACCUGGCCCAGAUCUUCCUAGAAGACUUCUGUUCUCCCAGCCAGGUGGCCGAAGCCCGCAGCUGGCAGGCUCACUCUGCCCUGGGUAUCCCACUGCCAAGGACUGAGGCCCCACAGCAGCCCUGAUCUAAGGAGACCUCACGGCCAUGGCAACCUUAUGCCAGACAGACCCAAUUCCCUUUGGGAGCUCAGCAUAGCUCCCACUGUGCACCUUCUCCCAAAUGGCGCCUUUCCGGCCAUUUCAAAGGUGAGUUUGCCCAAAUGAUAGGUAUUUACACUGUGAUGAGGUAUUAGGAGGUGAGUGAGGAAGCUCGACUUGAGACCCGUGGAGACGGAAAUCCCAGGUGGCCUGCUCUCAGCCAAGUAGCUGAAGGUGAAGGGCAGUCCCCUGCCAGGCGCUCACCCUCCUGUAAGCCGCUGGCACCCUAGGUCAGAGGCUGUGCAGAAGGCGGUGCUCACGAGGAGGAGCUUGGCCUGCACCUAGGAGAAUUGCCUGCACCGGGGUCUGGAGUCAUCUUUAGGACCAGAAACUAAAGAUCUGAGUUUCCUGGGGCUCUGGGAAAAUGCGAAGGUGUUACACUCACUCUGGGGCUCUGGAGACUGGCUACCUGCCGUCCAGACUCUACAGGCUGGCCGUUUAGAGGUGACAAAUGCCCACCUGUCAACUGUUUCUCUGUAGGGCCCUGUCUGCUAAACGCCAUGUUAGGGCUUCAAGGACUGAGGCUAGCUAGGGCCCUGCUCUGAGUGGCGUGGCCCCCAUGACUAACAUCGCCAUCAGGCAUUAAGACCAAGGCCAUGGGGGUGAUGAUCCACCUUAAUAAAGACAUGACCCUUCUCCCCUCACCACCCUGGCCCUCCUCUGCCAUCAGGGUUGGCGAGGGUCUGCUGCCCCUAGAAGUGCAUCUCCGGCCCGGGAGGGCCUCGGGGAUGCAGAUAAAAGGGUGCUCAGGGCAGAAGAGGCGCAGAUCCUGGCGUGAAGCGCGGCUCAGUCACAGUGAGUGCUGUCAGCACAGGGACAGGACAGGACCCCAUAGAAAGUUGGGGUUCGAAGCAGUGGGGGUCCUGAUCUCAAGCUUGACCCUUAGGGCUAAGGAAAAGCAGUUGCCAGGGUAAUGGCAUCCAGGAGGGCAUGGAGUUGGGCCAACUCGUCAGCCUCCAUCCCAACACCCCCCCGCGCUCCCAGGGGGCCCUAUCCCUUACUUUCCCAAAUAAAGGACCUUCAAA
This is a messenger RNA of Talpa occidentalis (Iberian mole), 1973 nucleotides long. It is a transcript of the gene ARMC7, whose product is annotated as armadillo repeat containing 7. Gene Ontology annotation, molecular function: protein binding. The coding region runs from base 279 to 875 and encodes 198 amino acids. Lineage: Eukaryota; Metazoa; Chordata; Mammalia; Eulipotyphla; Talpidae. The transcript has 3 exons. The record is from RefSeq and is a predicted model, not a curated record.